Momordica charantia (bitter melon) is the source of this 1096-nucleotide messenger RNA. Its product is annotated as Peroxisomal membrane 22 kDa (Mpv17/PMP22) family protein. Gene Ontology annotation, cellular component: membrane; cytoplasm. Lineage: Eukaryota; Viridiplantae; Streptophyta; Magnoliopsida; Cucurbitales; Cucurbitaceae. The record is from RefSeq and is a predicted model, not a curated record.
GGGUCUCUCAUUUGACGGCGUCGCAAUCGCAGCCCUACACCAAAAUCACACUGCGAUCAAAGUUAAAAAAAAAAAAACAACCCUUUUGUAUUUAAUUUCGUUUAAUCCCAACAAUUUUCUACAAAUCCCAUUUCCGAAUCCUCACAAUUUCCAUUCCCCAUCUUCCGAUUUUCAUCCUAAAAUCUGAAAAAACCCCCAACUCUCAAGUUUCGAUCAUAAUGUCUGACGUAGUCAACGAAGCCUGGAAAGGAUAUCUCCUCCAACUUCAGAAGCACCCUCUCAGAACCAAGGCAAUCACUGCUGGGGUUUUAGCUGGUUGCAGUGAUGCAGUUGCCCAGAAGAUUUCUGGGGUCAAAAAGCUUCAAUUAAGAAGAUUACUUCUUUUAGUGCUCUAUGGCUUUGCUUAUUCUGGACCAUUUGGGCAUUUUCUGCACAAGUUAAUGGAUAAAAUUUUCAAGGGAAAGAAAGGCAAUACAACUGUUGCAAAGAAGGUGUUGUUGGAACAAUUGACCAGCUCCCCUUGGAACAAUAUUCUUUUCAUGAUAUACUAUGGUUUGGUAGUUGAAGGGAGGUCAUGGAGUUUAGUCAAGAAUAAAGUUCGAAAGGACUACCCAACCAUUCAGUUGGCUGCGUGGCGGUUCUGGCCUAUGGUUGGUUGGGUGAAUUACCAGUACAUGCCUAUGCAGUUCCGAGUGAUAUUUCACAGCUUUGUUGGUUCCUGCUGGGCAAUCUUUCUGAAUUUGAAGGCAAGAACGGUUGCAGUAAAAGCGGCGUAGAUUGAAUUAGAUGGCUCUCUUUGCCAUCUGUUCUAUAUCUCAUAUUAGCCUAAAAAGUCGAGUACUGAUGCUCGGGGGGAGGUCGAUGACUCGAUUAUGUGUUCGGUUCGUAAAAGUAAUUGAUGGGCAAUCUGAGUAUGGAAACAGAUAGAGCAAACAACGUUAUAUUGAGGCUGAUACAAGUUUGAUAACUUUAGAACAAAUAUAAAUAAAAUAUUUUAUCACCUUGAAUCUAACUGAUUGGAACAAAGGAGGACGAGAAGAACAAGUGAUGGUGUUUUUUUUUUAAUGAACAUGAAGUAACUUCUUUUCUUAUAAUA